CUAUGGUCAAUCAUUCAUUACCUUUAUUACGUGGUGGUGGUGUUGUUGCUAUUGGUCAAAAACUUGAAUGUGAGAAUGGAGUUUUUAAUCCAAAUAUGUCAUUUGUUGGUGAAAUAAGUUAUUUAAACUUGUGGAAUCAUGACGUUGCUUGUGAGAAUUCCAGUCCUAUGGUGCUGAUUAAUGAUAAAUGCACUACUGGUCUAAAUAGAAGUACUGUUGUAAUCAGGUGGAAUCAUGUGUACCAAUUUACAAGUGAAAAUGUUGUUAAAGUGCCCUCAUUACAUUUUUUAUCAUGCAAAGAAGCAAUGAAAUAUGGCAGUUCAAAAGAUGGUGUGUACUUGAUAAAGACGGAUACUUCACUUGGCUACAGCAGAGUUUUCUGUAUGAAAAACAUAUUGGGUUGUUCUGGAGAAGGCUGGACGCUGGUGAUGAAAAUUGAUGGGGAAAAGGAAACAUUCGACUUUGAGUCAACGUUUUGGACAAAUAAAAAAAGUUACAAGAAAGAAAAUGGUAAAACAGGAAUGGAUAAUUUGGAAACAAAACUUCCUACCUACUGGAGCACAAAACUUAACAAGAUAUGUGUUGGAAUGAAAUUCAAUGGUAAAACAAAUUUUAUCAGCUUCAAUUUUCAGGCUAAAUCGUUGUACGACAUCAUUGCCAAAGGAAAAUACCACCAAACCAAUGUGAGCCGAAAAAAAUGGAUGUCAUUGAUAAAAGAGAGUGUUCUUCAACAAAACUGCAAUAAAGAAGGUUUCAACGCAAAGGCAGGAAGAGAGAAAUUUGCUCGUGUAAGGGUUGGUAUCCUGGGAAAUAAUCAAAACCAUUGUAUGUCAAGCAACUCUUUUAUUGGUUUUGGCUGUAUGUAUAAAAAAUGCAAUCAAAAUGCUGAAAUAAACAGCUGCGGAAACUUUAAGCGCUGCAAAGGAAAUAAUGACAAACAAUCAAUGGGAUACAUUUUUGUUUCCUAAGUAUAUUAAUGCUUAUGUAGACCACAUUUUGUUGUUUGUGCAAUCAGCUUUAGCAGUAUACUUACUAAACUUACUUUCUUUAUUGUUAUUAGCUAUACGAAAAAUUCAUCAACUUUUCUUUAGAGUAAUUUAUGGAAGACUUUUAGAAACUAAAUUAGCAAGUCCAUUUUUAAAGGCUGUCAUUAGAUUUCUCUAUUGUGAGGGAAGAAUAAUUGUAUUCUUUAAGAUUUGUAUAAUUUAAAACAGUACCAAAAACGUAUGUUAAUAAAUGGCACAUGUAAAAAUAACACAAAAA
Molecule: messenger RNA, 1263 nt
Organism: Xenia sp. Carnegie-2017
Lineage: Eukaryota; Metazoa; Cnidaria; Anthozoa; Malacalcyonacea; Xeniidae
Exons: 4
Coding region: 3-968 (321 amino acids)
Source: RefSeq, a predicted model, not a curated record